This is a messenger RNA of Lodderomyces margitis, 474 nucleotides long. RefSeq lists its product as uncharacterized. Gene Ontology annotation, cellular component: mitochondrion. The transcript has a single exon. Lineage: Eukaryota; Fungi; Ascomycota; Pichiomycetes; Serinales; Debaryomycetaceae. Bases 1 to 474 code for a protein of 157 amino acids. The record is from RefSeq and is a predicted model, not a curated record.
AUGACAGACUUACUCCAUAAACUAAAUUUCAAAAUAGCAGAUGCAUCACCCGAAUACAAAACAAGACGCAAAUACCAAAUGGUUCGAUUCUUUACAUUUUCUGCCUUGUCAAUAUUCACAUUACGAUUAAUCCACAAACAAACAAUUGUUCGGCAAUACAUCCCCACCUUGUUCCAACAAAACCAUCAGCCACCUACAUCAUACAACUUCACCACUGACGCCGCCGUCGCUGUCGGAGCAGGCACGUUGGCAUGUGGAUCAAUCCUGGGGAUGAUUAUAACGGGUACGGCAUGGAUUUUGGAUGUCAGUAAUUUCAAGGAAUUUGGGUAUAGGAUGAAGGGUUUGAUGGGUGGAUACGAGAAGGAGAAGGCGUUGAGUGAGAUGGAGGUUGAUGAGGAGACGAGGAUGUUGCAGGAUGGAUUGAAUGAUUUGCUUGAUGGGAAAUACGAUGAGAAUACUAGUGAGAUGAAAUGA